This is a messenger RNA of Lutzomyia longipalpis, 1048 nucleotides long. Its product is annotated as chymotrypsin-2-like. The record is from RefSeq and is a predicted model, not a curated record. The transcript has 3 exons. Bases 126 to 908 code for a protein of 260 amino acids. Lineage: Eukaryota; Metazoa; Arthropoda; Insecta; Diptera; Psychodidae. Gene Ontology annotation, molecular function: serine-type endopeptidase activity. Gene Ontology annotation, biological process: proteolysis.
GUUAAACGGCCAGAUAAGCACGAAGUUUAUCGUCUUUUUGGCAAAUUUAUAUCAUUCGAUUGGGCAUCGAUUGUAAUAUAAAAGCACUCCAGCUGAGGCACGCUUUUCAGUAUGGCCAAAGUGUGAUGAGAAUGCGAUAUCAGUGGAGUUUUUUUGUGUUCACUGCCCUCUUGGCACUCACGGUGGCGCGAAGUGUGCCAGAGGAGUAUCGUGAACCAAAUACAGGCUACAUUGUUGGCGGUAGUAAUGCUGCCAGGGGACAAUUUCCCUAUCAAGUCUCGCUGAGAACACUGCCUGGGAUUCAUUUCUGCGGUGGUGCCAUUGUGGGUAGUAGGUGGAUCCUAACGGCUGGCCUCUGCCUCUCCCGGCGUACCCCAACGAGUGUUAAUGCCUUUGUGGGAUCGCACCUUCUCUCGGACUCAACGCGGUACCUACUGAGUGAUCUUGUGGUGCAUCCGCAAUUCAAUGAGAACACCAUGCUUAACGAUGUGGGUCUAGCACGUACACAGGAAGCUAUUGUGUACUCAGCUCUCAUCCAACCCAUUGCCCUCGGAUCAAGCUACAUCGGGGGAUCUGUGAUUGCCAUUGCAACAGGAUGGGGACGUAUAACGGAGAACGGACCUACUCCCAAUAAUCUGCAGUGGGUCAACCUGGGUACCCUUACAAAUGAUGACUGCAAGAACAGGCUCCCUCCUCCGCAUGUAGGUCUCAUCUUCGACAGCACUCUCUGCACGUUUACACGCACCGAUGAAGGGGUUUGCUACGGAGAUACUGGAGGACCUCUCAAUUCGGGAAAUGUCGUUAUUGGGAUUGUUUCAUGGGGCGUUCGAUGCGCUAUUUCCUAUCCCGAUGUCUUCACGAGGGUUUCUUCGCAUCGAACAUGGAUCAUGGAAAAUAUAACUGAUUAAAGGAAAUCCAACUAAAAAUCCAUUAAGGAUUUUUUCUAAACUUCAGUGUGACCUCUAAAAAAUUAACAAAUCAUGACUUUUUUUUGGACAAUUCUCUUUUGUACUUUUCUACUCAAUAAAUAUGUGAUUGAACAUUAAAA